Messenger RNA from Marchantia polymorpha subsp. ruderalis, 1104 nucleotides. NCBI's taxonomy places the organism in Eukaryota, Viridiplantae, Streptophyta, Marchantiopsida, Marchantiales, Marchantiaceae. The record is from the annotation of a GenBank genome assembly.
AUGUCCUACUCCGUUCGCAGUGAGGUGACGCAAGACGCGAAUCGAGCACGAAUCGUCUUCACAUGCGAUUCUGGUCGACGGAAGGGGUCAGUCCGUCGUCAUGGCUUUGAAAGAGGCGGCGUUCCUGCAGGGAGGGGGGUGGGGGGUGCGAUGGGGAGUCGGGACGGGGAUUCUAUGCGAAAUGUCCACGGUGGCCGUGGACUAACAAACAAUAUGUCUGGCACGUGCUGCGCUUCGGGGGAAUCUGCUGCUGCUGCAGCUGCGGCUGCUACCGAUUCUGCCGAUGAUGCAGCGAAAUCGCAUCGGGCGUUAGCUUGCACAACGUACACGACCCGCGCGGGCAGGGAGGGAGCUCGCGCUCGAAGAGAACAUUUUACGUGGUCGAAGGGCUUCACGGCCCCGGUCCCGGUCCCGGUCGCCGGGUGGUGGAGUGCGGAAGAGAACGGCGCUCCAAGCGCGUGGGACAUGGGCGCAGCACAACGAAGGCGGAUACGUGACCGGCCGGACCGGGCCUCGGAUGAGACUGACUGUGUCGGGUUGCCCUUCCCGCCGGUCGUCUCCGGUGUCCGGAGUUGGGUCAGAGAUGGCUCUGGCCCAUGCACGCAGCUCUCGGCGCAUCAUCCACGACGACGGAGACCGGACUCUGGGGCAACAGAGUGGAUUGCGCACCGUGCGGUCCUUGGGCUGGGCCGCAGUCAGACUGACGGGCGACGGACGGAGGAUGGGACGGAGUCAGAGGAGGGGUCCGAGAGUCCGAGAGUCCGAGGUGAGGUAAGAAGCGGAAGCUCAUGGAAACUUGGUGGCGCGGAAGGAAGGAAGGGGAAGGAAGGAAGGAAAGGUGCCGAGGGCAGAGAUGGAGCAGCAGCGCAAGGAGGGGGAGGAGUGGGAGGGGAGGGGGAGAAGGUGAAGGACGGGGAGCGCAGCGAGGGGAGGGUGUUUUUGGCUGCCGAGGCGUCCCGAGCUGUCCCCUUGGUUGAUGAAGGGAGACAAAGCAUUGCCCAGCGACGCAAGGGGCGAAGGAAGGAAGGAAGGAAGGAAUGGAGGGGAUUCUGUCGAGGCAUCGAAACAGCGUUCGGGGGAAAUUCGGCAGCGUGUCCGCAGUGA